CAACCGAGUCCCUUCAUCACCCGAGAGAAGAAAGAACACUCCUCCAAUUCAGUUGAAAGUAGAAGCUCUCUAAUUUUGCCAACAUCUUCAGAGAAAUGUUAAGAGCCCUGUCUUUGACACGAACCUGCCUCAGGUCCCGAUGUCAGUCCCUCUCCCACCGACCUUCUCCUUCUCCAUUUUCCGUUCUCUCUUCACCAUACUCAACUUCAAAGCAGCAAAACAGAGGGACUGAAGAUGACCAAUACACCACCGUUUCAGUUUUCAACAGGGACCCAACUGACCCACCUCGGCUCUUCCUCGUCCAGCCCCGUCUCCGUCCCGCCACUUUCUUGCAGGCUAAGCUCAACGAGGCUCUUUGUCUAGCUAAUUCCCUCGAGGAACAGCGUGGUGGGUACUUCGACACUGAUUUCUUCGACAAGGAGUUGCCUCCUCAUGUUGUUGUCCAAAACCCUUCUCUUAUAUCUUCCAAAAUCCGCCCAGACACGUAUUUUGGACCUGGAACUGUACAAAACAUCAAAUGCCAUUUGAAUGCUGUCGAGUCCAAGGAUGAAGUUGAUGCUGUCUUCGUCAAUACCAUUCUGUCUGGAAUACAGCAACGUAAUUUGGAGCGAAGUUGGGGCAAACCUGUGUUAGAUCGCGUGGGCCUUAUAAUAGAAAUAUUCAAUGCUCAUGCACAUACAAAGGAGGCAAAGUUACAGGCAGAAUUAGCAGCUCUUAUGUACAAGAAGAGUAGGCUUGUUCGUGUACGUGGAGCAGACGGACGCUAUACUUUUGGAGUUACUGGAGAAGCUGAAGUUGUUAGUGCAAGAGGGAGAGGAAGUGGGGGUCGUGGUUUCAUCAGUGGUGCUGGAGAAACUGAACUGCAGCUUCAACGCCGAAGAAUCUUGGAACGGCGGAGUCAUUUGUUAACCCAGAUUGAAGAGGUUCGCCGUACUCGAGCUGUGCAACGUGCAGCUCGCAAGAGACGAGGUGGACUUGAUGGUCAAGGUUUAGCUACUGUUGCUGUUGUAGGGUACACAAAUGCUGGGAAAUCUACAUUGAUUAGUGCCCUCUCAGAUAGUGAUCUGUAUAGUGAUGCAAGAUUGUUUGCAACAUUGGAUGCUAGAUUAAAAGGUGUUGUUCUUCCUUCAGGGAGGAAAGUACUUCUUAGUGAUACUGUGGGAUUCAUAUCAGAUUUGCCUGUGCAGUUGGUUGAAGCAUUUCAUUCAACCUUGGAAGAGGUGGUGGAGGCUGACCUCCUUGUGCAUGUAAUAGACUGCACUGCACCUAAUCUUGAUGAGCAUCGUUCCACGGUGUUGCAAGUUCUUCGGCAAAUUGGAGUGUCAGAGGAAACGCUUCAGAACAUGAUUGAAGUCUGGAACAAGAUUGAUUAUGAAGAAGAAGUGGGUGCUGAUGUAUAUAUUGAUGAUGGUGAGGAAGAUGCUGAGAUCAGCAAUUUCUCGGGAGCAGAAGACGGCAAGACUAACAGUUCUUCAGAAGUUGAAGAUUGUAACAUGGCAUCCGAGUCAUUAGAUGGGAAGUCAGUUGAUAAUUGUGUUGCCGGUAAUGCUGAUGCUGAUGGUAGUGAUGUAUUUAAGCCUUCACCUGGAGACCUUCAAGAGACCAUGGAUGACAAGCAAGGCGAUUACUCUGACGGCUGGCUGUUGUCAGGGGAUGACUCUGCAGAUGACUACUGGAAUACCCUGAAUGACCGACAAACUGAGACCUCUAAUGACUGGAUGCUGGAAAAAGAUUCUCAAUCCCAAUCUCAGCAUGUUCCACAGGUCAAAGUAUCUGCCCUAACUGGAGUAGGCUUGCAAGAACUGUUGGAAAUCAUUGAUGAUAGGCUUAAGGUGCAUGAUGAUAAACUAAAGUCUCAAAAUGUAGAGGAGUGCAGUUUCUUUGAUCGAAAAUGGAGGCCCCCUCGUAAAGAAGAUGAACAGGUAGCAAUUGAACAAUGAUAACAGCAGGCAAUUCAUAUUCUCGACCGCGGUUAGUCUUAGCAAUCAUCACAAUACAGUUGAAACCGCUGUGUGGCAUGGAUGAUGAAUAAGCCAGAGAAACUUCAGACAAUUAUUUUCCCUUGCUGGAGUAUAGGGGAAGAAUGUGAGAAUUUCCUAAGCAAGAGUUGUAAGGGCGUGAUAUUUCAGGAUACUCAAAUUAUGGGGCAUAUCAAGAAUAACAUUUCAGGAUGAAGCUUGUUCUAAGGGCGUGAUAUUUUGGUUGAAGCUCACUUUUGUACCUGGGCAGGGGGAAAA
Molecule: messenger RNA, 2237 nt
Organism: Theobroma umbraticum
Lineage: Eukaryota; Viridiplantae; Streptophyta; Magnoliopsida; Malvales; Malvaceae
Product: GTP-binding protein, HflX
Cellular component (GO): cytoplasm
Molecular function (GO): GTP binding; ribosome binding
Source: RefSeq, a predicted model, not a curated record